UAACCCUACCGAGAGGCUAAAUCGAUCUCAAUAGAAAUAUCUGACGAUUCACCAUGGCGAACAACGGAGGCAAGGACACGGCUACGGUGGAGCAUGUCUCUGUUGAAAACCCUAAGAACAUCGUUGACCUCAACACUGCGGAGCAUGAUGAUGGCAUUCUCGACGGAGAAGUCAAGGGAGUAUCAGAUUCGACUAAUGUUUCCAGUGAGAAGAAGGACGAAGCCAACUCCAAGGCUAUUGGAUCUACCGAUUCUGUGGAUGCAGAUGAUAUUCAGAAGAAGAUUCGACGUGCUGAGAGGUUUGGUGUUUCUGUGAAGCUAACGGAAGAGGAGAAACGCAAUUCUCGUGCUGAGAGGUUUGGUACUGUAGCAGCGGUGAAGGACUCACAGGGAACGAAGAAAGCAGAGGAAUUGAAGCGGAAGGCUAGAGCUGACAGAUUUGGUGUUCCUGCAUUAUCAUCCACUACUAAAGUGGAUAGCACUGAGGAGGAAGAGGCAAAGAAGAAAGCUAGGCUCGCCCGUUUCGGGAACGGUAGUAAAGUUGAUUCUGCUGAAGAUGAUAAACGCAAAGCUAGGGCACUUAGGUUUUCAAAACCUGCUUCUGAUCCAUCUUCAGGUUUACCUGGGAAGCUAAAUAUUGGCAAGGAGGCAGCGGUGUCAGGAAACGCUGCAUAACGUUCCUGAAUCUUCUAUCUUUGUAGUUAGGUAGUACUAGCGUUUUAUCAUUCCCUCUCUGGCUUCUUGAUUUCUCCCUUUAUUUUCUGCAAUUAGAAGUCCCCUUGUGUAGUAGUAUCAUUAUUAAGGUCGAAGUUUGGUCGUGGAGCAAUAAUCUUCUCAGAUGGAGGGAAGCUAAGUUGUCACCAGAUGAGAGAUCAUGUGAAACCAAUGAGUAAACUAUAGUUUUCAUCGUGUUAGGACCUAUAGGAAUUCUGAAGUGGCUGGUGUUGAUGUUUUCCAUGUUGCAGGUGCUUAAAGUGGUAAGUAUUUAGACUUUUUAUUUCAUUGAACUAUUUGGCAACGUGGAUGGUCCUUUUUAACACUGCUUGUUCGUACCAAGCACAUGCAGCAGCAAAUCGAGUUUUUUUUUUUAGGCUGUGCUAUUUAGAAAUUCUAGUGUUGAUUGCUUUUGAGUUGUUGUGACAAAUGCCUUUACUUGAAAACCCGCCUAUUUUUCUAGCUUAUCUACCAAAGCAACUGUUAAUUAUGAUCAUCUUAUAUCUUUGUUACGAAAGUGAGCUAGUAGUAUACUCUGCUGCUGUGUGCUUGAUUGCUAAUAUUGCAUGCAAACCAUUACCAUGUGUCGUUGUUUGAUUUACUUAUUCAUACCGCUACUUCAGAAUUCCUUUGUCAUGUAAGACAUCAUUAGAACUAUAGUCGUACUCGUUGGUUUCCAUAUCUCUGGUCUCUAUGUCAGUUGAAGGGAAGAGAGCCUCCUCAGACGCUGAAUCUUAUGUUCGUGGGGAAUUCAUCUUUAUUCGCUUUCUGAUGCUAUAGACAGUUUCUUAUGUGUCUGUAAUAGAUUAUAGAUAAAAACUUUUGUUAAUACUUUUGAAUCAAGCGCCAGAAAACUUUUAUUAAGGGAAUGUAAUGUUUAGUUUUGCUUCUGA
Messenger RNA from Raphanus sativus (radish), 1606 nucleotides. RefSeq names its product protein MODIFIER OF SNC1 11. Lineage: Eukaryota; Viridiplantae; Streptophyta; Magnoliopsida; Brassicales; Brassicaceae. The transcript is spliced from 6 exons. Gene Ontology annotation, cellular component: nucleus. The coding region runs from base 54 to 674 and encodes 206 amino acids. Gene Ontology annotation, biological process: poly(A)+ mRNA export from nucleus. The record is from RefSeq and is a predicted model, not a curated record.